Molecule: messenger RNA, 2494 nt
Organism: Syngnathoides biaculeatus (alligator pipefish)
Lineage: Eukaryota; Metazoa; Chordata; Actinopteri; Syngnathiformes; Syngnathidae
Gene: pibf1
Product: progesterone immunomodulatory binding factor 1
Exons: 19
Coding region: 149-2440 (763 amino acids)
Biological process (GO): cilium assembly
Cellular component (GO): centriolar satellite
Source: RefSeq, a predicted model, not a curated record
UGCGAAAAGGAGCACAAGUUGCUCUCGAUGCACGCUUCUCUCUGCAGCACGGUGGACUCCUGUUGGCAUUGGUCGCACGCCUCGCUUCCACACCAAAUGUCGUCUCGCAGCCCGUUAGCAUUAGCUAACCGGAGUCAAAACGAGAAAAAUGCCCCCGAGGAAGCCAAAGCCGAGCGCCGCCAACGUCUCCAGCUCGCUGGACCUGGAGUCGGAGGAUAUCAGCCUGGAGACCACCGUGCGCACCGCCGAGGACGUCUCCUCGUCGGACGAGACGCGAGCGGGCUCGCAGAAGCUCAUCCGGCAGCUGAUCGAGAGGAAGGAGCUGCUGCAGAACGUCCAGCUGCUGAAAAUCGAGCUUUCCCAGAAGAACCUCAUCAUAGACAACAUGAAGGCAGACUACAUGACCAAGGUGGAGGACCUGGAGGAGCGGCUGAAUGAUGCUCUCCAUCAGAAACAAGUUCUGGCGCUGAGGCUGGACAGUGAGCUGAAGAUCGCUCAGGAGGACAACAGGAAACAGCACGCGCUGCGAAAGAAGGAGGUGGACAGCAUCCUGCUGCGGCAGCAGCAGCUGGAGGAGGCCAACCUGCAGAUGCGGGAGAAGGCCGGAGAACUGCGCCGCUCUCUCCGGGACUUGGACAUGACGCACCAGCGCUACCAGGAGCUCCGCGACCUUCCCGAAGACUCAAUGUCAAUUCAGGAAUUUGUUGCUGUGCGCUUUUACGAAGUGGUGACUCCGUUGAGGGCUCAGGUGGCCGAGCUGCGCGUGAAGAAAGAGACUUUGACCGAAGACCUGGAGACGCAGCGGACCCAAAUGAAGGCUCUGAUGGAGAGCUACGAGGAUGAACGCCGUCUCCGCACAGAGCUGGAGCUGAGGAGCCAGAGACUGACGUUGGAGCUGGCUGACACCAAACAGCACAUCCAAGAUGGGGACUACCGCCGGGAAAACUACCCCAACAUCAAACGUGAGCGUGACAUCUUGGAAGCCGAGCUGAAGGAGUUAAAGAGAAGAUUUGAGACGCUUAACUUGACCCACGAAGCCCUUGGCAGGGAGCGAGAGACCCUCGGCAAAGAGAUGGCGACGUUGCAGCAGUCGGCGACGCUGCUGCAGAAGGACAAGGAGUACCUGCACAGACAGAACAUGGAGCUGAGCAUUCGCUGCGCACACGAGGAAGACCGCCUGGAGCGUCUGCAGGUGCAACUGGAGGACACCAAGAAGGCCAGGGAGGACGCUUAUGAAAAAUACAUAUCAUCCAGCGACCACUAUAAGUCCGAGUACGAACGCAAGUUGAGAGAUGAGCUGGAGAACAUCCGACUAAAGACUGGUCAGGAAAUCGACAACCUGCAGAGAACGUCCAGGGAGAUGUACGAGAGAGAGAACAGAAACCUGCGUGAGGCCAGAGACAACGCGGUGCUGGAGAAGGAGCGGGCGUUUGCGGCCGAAAGGGACACUCAGUCGCGAUACGACCAGCUUCUCGAACAGUUUCGCCAGCUGCAGCUCGGCACCGACAGCAGGGUCGCCGAGUUGUCCAACCAGGCGAAGCUGCACUGCUUCGAAGCCGAGCGCGCUCAGAUGAUGAAGGAGGAGACCGACAAGGCUCUGGCCCAGUGCCAGAUUGAGUGUGAGAAACAGUGCAAAAAACUGGAGGUCCUCACGCAGGAGUUUUACAGGCUACAGACGUCAUCCGAGAAGCGCACCGCUGAGCUUCACGCGCAGAAUGCCGAGCAGGCAUCCCGCUUGGAGACGUACGAAAAACUCGAGCAGGAGCUAGACCAGGUCACCAUGCAGGCUGCCGAAAUUGAGAACGAGGAGGAAGCAGAGAGGGUCCUCUUCUCAUACGGCUAUGGAGCCAACGUUCCCACCACGGCCAGGAGGAGACUUCAGCAGAGUGUUCACCUGGCCCGCAGGGUGCUGCAGCUGGAGAGGCAGAACACAUCACUGAGGAGAGACUUGGAGAGGCACCAGACCCAAACAGGCCGAAUAUCUGAGGAGCUGUCGGCGGCCAACCAGAUGUUGGAGCAGACGCAGCAGCCUUACAGCUACCUGAUCGAGACGCUGAGACAAAAGGACGCCCAGAUCAACGGCCUGAAGCAACGCGUCGCGUCACUUGAGGACGAUGUCACUUCUCUGAGGAAAGAGCGGACGGCCCUGCUGCAAGUCAAGGACAACAUGGCUGCCGAUCUGGAGCGGCUCCUCAACCAUCGGGAGGAGUUAGCCAUGAUGAAGCAGGUCCUGAUCAGCAUGCGCUCCCAACAGGAGAACGCCCUGAGCCCCUUGGGGGCGAACAAAGCCAACCCGAAGACCUCCGGCUCAGACAAGUGGCGCUCCAAGCGGGACGGCGGGCCCACCGGGGACGAGUCCCCCGGCAAUCCUAAACCCACCGUCUUCACCAAAAGAGAAGCUCCUGAUUGGUUCCAACGACUCAAGCAGAAACCCAAAUAAUGACGUGUGUAGGGCUUUAUAAAAAAAAAUAAAAGUGAAAAUUGUUUUCCCCUC